AUGAAGGAGUACAGAUCCGAGCUCAAGAAGCUAGCCGUUCGAGUCAUGGAGACCAUGGAUGAGAACUUGGGCCUGCCCAAAGGUUACAUCAAUCGGGCCUUCAACGCCGGGGCCCAAACCGGCGACAAGGCCUUCUUCGGCACUAAGGUCAGCCACUACCCUCCGUGCCCCCAACCCGAAAGGGUAAAUGGGCUUCGGGCCCACACAGAUGCUGGUGGGGUCAUCCUCCUGUUCCAGGAUGACGAGGUGGGGGGCCUCCAGAUCCUGAAGGACGGUGAGUGGGUCGAUGUGCAGCCCAUUAAAAAUGCCAUAGUCAUCAACACAGGCGAUCAAAUCGAGGUCUUGAGCAAUGGGAGGUAUAAGAGCGUGUGGCAUCGGGUUAGGGCCAUGGGGGCUGGGAACAGGCGGUCUAUAGCCUCGUUUUAUAACCCGUCGUUCGAGGCUAAGAUCGGGCCCGCCGAGGGAUUGGUGGCCCAGUAUCCGGAGUUUGUGUUCGGGGAUUAUAUGUCGAUUUAUGCUGAGCAGAAGUUUUUGGCUAAGGAGCCAAGGUUUCAAGCUGUGAAAGCAGUGUAG
Molecule: messenger RNA, 573 nt
Organism: Striga hermonthica
Lineage: Eukaryota; Viridiplantae; Streptophyta; Magnoliopsida; Lamiales; Orobanchaceae
Source: the annotation of a GenBank genome assembly